This is a messenger RNA of Ipomoea triloba (trilobed morning glory), 11433 nucleotides long. RefSeq names its product E3 ubiquitin-protein ligase UPL2-like. Gene Ontology annotation, biological process: positive regulation of protein catabolic process; proteasome-mediated ubiquitin-dependent protein catabolic process; protein polyubiquitination. Lineage: Eukaryota; Viridiplantae; Streptophyta; Magnoliopsida; Solanales; Convolvulaceae. The record is from RefSeq and is a predicted model, not a curated record. The transcript is spliced from 17 exons. Gene Ontology annotation, molecular function: ubiquitin-protein transferase activity; protein binding. The coding region runs from base 242 to 11248 and encodes 3668 amino acids.
CUCCUCCCAGGGUUAAUAGUUAAACCAAUUCCAUAGACCAAAGGAACUCAUUUUUCUCCUCUCCAUUCAACCCUCGUUUCGCCACUGGGGUUUUCUUCUUCUUCGUCUUAUUCUCCUCCUUCUUCUCUCUAAAACCCCUCUGUACAGUUCUAGAGACCUUUGGAUGUAUGAGCAUCCGCCGACUUUGUUUAUUCAGAUUGUUUUUCACAGUAAAUAGUAGUGGAGGAGUAGUGAUUUUGAUAUGUCGACUCUGAGAUCGAGCUUGCCGUCGCGGCUACGGCAGCUCUUUUCCAGCGAUGGUGCCAUCGGUCCUUCUGUAAAACUCGACUCCGAACCGCCUCAAAGAAUAAAGGCAUUUAUUGACAAGGUCAUCCAAUGUCCAUUGCAAGAUAUAGCAAUACCUCUAUCUGGAUUUCGGUGGGAGUAUGGCAAGGGAAAUUUUCAUCACUGGAGACCAUUGUUUCUUCAUUUUGAAACAUAUUUCAAGACAUAUGUGUCUUGUAGGAAUGACCUUCUGAUGUGUGAUGAUAUUUUAGGAGAUGCUAGUCCGUUCCCUAAACAGGCAAUUCUACAAAUUUUGCGGGUGAUGCAAAUUAUUUUAGAAAACUGUCAUAACAAGAGUUCGUUCAGUGGUCUGGAGCAUUUCAAGAUCUUGCUGGCUUCAACAGACCCUGAAAUUCUUAUUGCAACUUUAGAGACUCUUUCCGCAUUAGUGAAAAUAAAUCCAUCCAAGCUACAUGCAAGUGGGAAGUUGAUUGGCUGUGGGUCAGUGAAUAGCUGCCUUCUGUCACUUGCACAGGGUUGGGGAAGCAAAGAAGAGGGGUUGGGCUUGUAUUCUUGUGUUACAAUUAAUGAAAGAACUCAAGAUGAAGGACUCUGUUUAUUUCCGUCUGAUGUAGAAAGUGUUGAUGACAAUAAGUUGUAUCGCUUGGGUUCGACAGUUUAUUUUGAAUUGCAUGGUAAUGGUAGCUGCUCUCAGAGUACAGGGGAGGGUAGUGAUGCUUCAAUAUCUUCUGCUAUGAGUGUGAUUCACAUGAGUGAUCUAUAUUUGCGGAAAGAGGAUGACCUAUCUCUUAUGAAGUCUUGCAUUGAGCAAUACAAUGUACCUACUGACCAGAGAUUCUCAUUGUUGACCAGAAUCAGAUAUGCACAUGCCUUAAGUUCACCCAGAGUGUGCAAGCUUUACAGCAAGAUUUGCCUUCUUGCUUUCAUUGUGCUUAUCCAAGCCAGUGACUCUCAUGAUGAACUUGCAUCCUUUUUUGCAAAUGAACCUGAGUAUACCAAUGAAUUAAUCAGGAUUGUUCGAUCUGAAGAAACCAUCUCUGGAGCAAUUAGAACACUUGCAAUGAAUGCCUUGGGAGCACAGUUAGCUGCAUAUGCAUCAUCGCAUGAGCGAGCACGUAUUUUGAGUGGGUCAAGCAUCAGUUUUGCCGGCGGUAAUCGUAUGAUCCUCCUAAAUGUGCUACAAAGAGCAAUUUUGUCACUGAAUAGCUCCAAUGAUCCAUCAUCUGUUGCUUUUGUUGAAGCUGUUCUACAGUUCUAUCUUUUGCAUGUCAUAUCAUCCUCAAGCUCAGGAAGUGCUAUUAGAGGAUCAGGAAUGGUACCCACUUUCUUACCACUAGUGGAGGAUUCUGAUCCUGGACAUUUACACCUUGUUUGUUUGGCUGUUAAGACUUUACAGAAGCUCUUAGACUACAGUAAUGCAGCAGUAACACUUUUUAAAGACUUGGGUGGGGUUGAGCUUUUGGCUCAUAGGCUGCAAAUAGAAGUGCAAAAAGUGAUUAACUUGGCUGGGCGAGAUGACAAGUCAAUGGAGAUUGUAGAAUCUUCUAGAUGUAAGGACGACGAAGUACACUCUCAUAAGAGACUCAUCAGGGCUUUACUGAAGACACUAGGGUCUGCUACUUAUGCACCUGCAAAUACUGCAAGAUCUCAGAGUUCUAAUGAUGUCUCUUUGCCUGUCACACUGUCGCUGAUUUUUGGCAAUGUUGAAAAGUUCGGAGGUGAUAUUUACUCCUCAGCAGUGACUGUCAUGAGUGAGAUAAUUCACAAGGAUCCUACAUGUUUUCCUACUUUGCACGAUCUGGGUCUUCCAAAUGCUUUUCUGUCUUCAGUUGUGGCCGGAAUACUACCUUCUCCAAAGGCCCUUACUUGUGUUCCUAAUGGCCUUGGUGCAAUUUGUCUUAAUGCUAAGGGGCUAGAAGCAGUUAAAGAAAUGUCAGCACUGCGCUUCCUUGUUGACAUUUUCACUGACAAAAAAUAUGUGAUUGCUAUGAAUGAAGGUAUUGUCCCAUUGGCAAAUGCUGUAGAGGAACUUUUGCGCCAUGUUUCUUCAUUGAGAGCUACAGGUGUGGAUCUGAUAAUUGAAAUUAUUAAGAAAAUUGCAUCAUUUGAACAGUUUGAGCAUGGAGAGUCAUCUGGGAAAGCGAGUGUGGGCAAUGAAAUGGAAAUGGAUUCAGACAACCAUGAGAAUGUUGGUCCUUGCACUCUAAUUGAGGCAACAAAUUCACCCACAGAGGCUAUGGGUGAUGAACAAUUCAUCCAGUUGGCUAUCUUUCAUGUGAUGGUGCUUGUUCACCGCACAAUGGAGAAUUCUGAAACAUGUAGGCUGUUUGUUGAAAAAUCAGGAAUUGAAGCUUUGCUGAAACUCCUACUAUGGCCUAGUAUUGCACAAUCUUCAGAAGGGAUGUCUAUUGCAUUACACAGUACCAUGGUCUUCAAGACUUUUACUCAGCAUCACUCUGCUGCUCUUGCUCGUGCAUGCUGUUCCUUCCUCCGAGAUCAUAUGAAGAAAGCUUUGAUGGGGUUGAGUGGUGUUUCAGGAUCUUUUCUACUGGAUCCUAAAGCGAGUCAAGAUAGCACGACUUUCUCCUCACUUUUUCUUGUUGAAUUUCUUCUGUUUCUGGCUGCAUCUAAAGACAAUCGUUGGGUAACUGCUUUGCUAAAUGAAUUUGGAAAUGGAAGUAAAGAUGUUUUAGAAGAUAUUGGGAGGAUACACCGUGAAAUUCUCUGGCAAAUUGCACUGCUUGAGGAUGCCAAGAUUGAGGAAGAUGGUGUCUGUGAUGGUUCUGGUGAUGAAUCAAAGAAUUCUGAAUUUGGUUCAGCUGAUAGUGAAGAACAGAGGUUGAGCUCCUUCAGGCAGUUUCUUGAUCCUUUACUGAGGAGGAGAAUGACUGGGUGGAGUUUUGAGUCCCAGUUUUUUGAUAUCAUAUCUCUAUAUCGUGAUCUGACACGAGCUGCUGCUCUCACACGAGCUUCUGGUCUUCAGCAGCGACAGAGUGGAGAUGGUACUUCAAACAUGGAGCUGGGUGCUAGCAAUCAACUGCAACAGUCAAGCUCUGUUGAUGGUGCUGGAACUAGUGCUCCAAAGGAUGAUGAUAAGCAAAGAUCCUAUUAUCAUUCAUGUUGUGAUAUGGUUAGGUCCUUAUCCAUUCAUAUCAUGCAUUUGAUUCAAGAGUUGGGUAAGGUUAUGUUGCUUCCGUCUCGUAGACGGGAUGAUAUGCUGAAUGUGUCUCCUCCUUCAAAAUCAGUUGCAUCUACCAUUGCUUCCAUUGCAUUGGACCACAUGAAUUAUGGAGGCCAUGUAAAUACAUCUGGAGCAGAGGUCUCCGUGUCAACAAAGUGCCGUUAUUUUGGCAAAGUCAUUGAAUUUAUUGAUGGGAUUAUACUGGAUAAGCCUGAUGCAUGCAAUCCUGUUGUACUGAAUUGCCUGUAUGGGCGUGGAGUUAUUCAGUCAGUUUUGACCACAUUUGAAGCUACUAAUCAGUUGCUUUUUGCUGUUAAUAGAGGCCCUGCUUCUCCUAUGGAGACUGAUGAAAGUUGUUUGAGGCAGGAUGGGGUCCAGGAAUCUGAUAAUUCAUGGAUACAUGGUCCUUUGGGUAGUUAUGGAAAGCUGAUGGAUCACCUUGUGACUUCAUCUUUAAUUUUGUCUCCUUUCACAAAGCACUUACUUACCCAACCUUUAAUAAGUGGGGGUAUUCCAUUUCCCCGAGAUGCUGAGACAUUUGUAAAGGUCCUCCAGUCCAUGGUACUGAAGGCAGUACUGCCUGUUUGGACUCAUCCUCAAUUUACAGAAUGCAGUUAUGAGUUCAUUGCUACAGUUCUUAACAUCAUGAGACACAUCUACUCAGGAGUAGAAGUGAAGAACACAAAUACCAAUGCUACUCGUGUUUCUGGUCCUCCCCCAAAUGAAGCAGCUAUUUCAACAAUUGUCGAAAUGGGGUUCUCUAGGUCUCGAGCUGAAGAGGCUCUUAGGCAGGUUGGUUCAAAUAGUGUGGAGCUGGCAAUGGAAUGGUUGUUCUCACAUCCAGAGGAAGCACAAGAGGAUGAUGAGCUUGCCCGUGCACUGGCAAUGUCACUUGGGAAUUCUGGAUCUGAUGCAAAGGAAGAUGUUGCACAUGAAAGCAGCCACACAAUUGAAGAAGAAAUUGUCCAACCUCCUCCUAUGGAUGAUCUGUUGUCAACAUGUAAAAAACUUCUACAAAUGAAGGACUCUCUAGCAUUUCCUGUCAGGGAUCUUCUUGUGAUCAUAUGCUCCCAGAAUGAUGGUGAACAUCGGUCCAGUGUGAUUUCGUUAAUGAUUGAUCAAGUGAAGCUGUGCACCAACAUCUCUGACACUGGGAACAUAAAUAUGCUGUCUAAUCUUUUUCAUGUCCUUGCUCUAAUCCUUAAUGAAGAUCAAUCUGCAAGAGAAGCAGCUGCCAAAAAUGGUCUGGCCAAAGUUACAUCAGAUAUUCUUUCACAGUGGGUUUCAAGCCCAUUUGACAGGGAGAAAAUCCCCAAAUGGGUUACAGCAGCUUUCAUUGCCAUUGAUCGACUUGCCCAGGUGGAUCAAAAGUUGAAUGCUGAUAUGCUAGAGGUAUUAAAGAAGGAUGUUGUUUGCCAGACAGCUGUUUCAAUUGAUGAGGAUAAACAAAAUAAAUUGCAUUCAUCUCUGGGUUUGUCUCCAAAAUAUCUGGAUCAACAGGAACAAAAACAGCUUGUUGAAAUUGCUUGUGCAUGUAUUAGGAAUCAGCUUCCAUCAGAGAUGAUGCAUGCUGCUCUGCAACUCUGUUCUACCCUCACAAGAAAUCACUCUGUUGCGGUAAUUUUUCUAGAUGCUGGAGGCUUGGAUCAACUGCUUUCCUUGCCAACAAGUAGCAUGUUUGUUGGGUUUGACAACAUAGCUGCUACCAUAAUACGUCACAUUCUUGAGGAUCCUCAGACUCUUCAGCAAGCAAUGGAAACUGAGAUACGUCAUAGCAUUGUAACAGCUGCCAAUAGACAGCCCACAGGAAGGCUUACACCUCGUAGUUUUCUCUCAAAUUUGACUUCUGUUAUUCAGCGCGAUCCAUUGAUUUUCAUGCAGGCUGCUCGGUCUGUGUGCCAAGUGGAGAUGGUUGGUGAUAGGCCAUAUGUUACCUUACUUAAAGAUCGAGAGAAGGAUAAAGAUAAAAGGGAAAAAGAAAAGGAGAAAGAGAAAUCUGAUGAGAAAGAUAAGCUUCAAAAUAAUGAUUUGAAGAUUGGUGUAGCUGCUGUGAGCCCUGGUUCACAUGGGAAGAGUGUUGAUACUGGUUCUAAGAAUGCCAAACUUCAUCGAAAGCCUCCUCAUAGCUUUGUGAAUGUCAUUGAACUACUUUUGGAUUCAGUUGUAGCAUUUGUUCCUUCCAUGAAAGAUGAAUCUGUGACUAAAGAGGGCUCAUCCUCAUCAGACAUGGAUAUUGAUGUUUCUGCCAGCAAGGAUAAAGGAAAAGCAAUUGCAUCUGUAUCUGAGGGGAGUGGUACUGAUAACCAGGAGAGUUCUGCAUCCAUGGCGAAGAUAGUGUUCAUCUUGAAGCUCCUCACAGAGAUCCUUUUGAUGUAUGCUCCAUCUAUUCAUAUUCUACUCCGAAGAGAUGCUGAAAUCAGUAGCAAGAGUGCUCCUCCACGUGGUCUUUCUGUUAAUUGUUCCGGUGGAAUCUUUCACCAUGUUCUUCACAAAUUCCUUCCAUAUUCUAAGAAUCCUCGAAAGGAAAAGAAAGCUGAUGUAGACUGGAGGCAAAAGCUAGCAAGCAGGGCCAACCAGUUUUUGGUAGCAUCUUGCGUUCGCUCAUCAGAGGCGAGGAAGAGAGUCUUUACUGAUAUCAGUACUGUGUUCCAUGAUUUUGUUGAAUUGUCCAAGGGGGGUUUCAGGGCACCUGGAGUUGAUUUUCUGGCUUUCAUUGAUCUGCUUAAUGAUAUUCUUGCUGCCCGCACACCUACAGGCUCCUACAUUUCAGCAGAGGCUUCAGCCACUUUUGUAGAUGUUGGUCUGGUUCGGUCUUUGACUCGAGCUCUUCAUGUCUUAGACCUUGAUCAUGGUGAUUCAGCGAAGGUUGUUACAGGGCUUGUUAAAGUAUUGGAGUCGGUCACAAAGGAACAUGUCCAUGCUGCAGAGUCCAACACUGGAAGGGUUGACCAAACAGAAAAGGCACAGGAGCACAAUCAGCAUGGAAGUGAUAAUGGUGCUAGUGUAACACAGUCUAUGGAGACAGCCUCCCAAGCUAAUGUGAACUCAGUCCCAACAGAUCAGAAUGAAGCUUUUGGUGCAACACAAAAUUAUGGUGGAUCUGAAGCUGUGACUGAUGAUAUGGAACAUGACCAGGAUAUUGAUGGAGGUUUUGGUCUGCAGAAUGAUGAUGAUUACAUGCAUGAGAAUAACGAAGGCACUAGAGCUCUGGAAAAUGGCAUUGAUGCAGUGGGCAUAAGAUUUGAAAUUCAGCCUGAUGUACAAGCCAAUCUUGGGGAAGACGAGGAUGAUGAGGAGGAGGACGAUGAUGACGAGAUGUCAGCAGAUGAAGGAGAUGAUGUCGAUGAAGAUGAAGAUGGGGAAGAGGAAGAACACAAUGAUCUCGAGGAAGAUGAAGUGCAUCACUUGCCCCAUAAUGACACUGAUCAAGAUGACCAUGAAAUUGAUGAAGAUGAGUUUGAUGAGGAGGUGAUGGAAGAAGAGGAUGAGGAUGAUGAGGACGAAGAUGAUGGUCUCAUACUUAGGUUUGGUGAUGGAAUGAAUGGCCUUAAUGUAUUGGACCAUAUUGAGGUUUUUGGCAGAGAUAACAGUUUCUCUAACGAGACUCUUCAUGUUAUGCCUGUUGAAGUUUUUGGCUCCAGGCGACCAGGGCGUACUACAUCAAUAUACAAUCUACUUGGAAGAAGCAGUGAUAGCAGUAUUCCUUCUUUGCAUCCACUUUUGGUGGAACCAUCUUCUUCAUUGCACGUGGGCCAUCUAAGACAAUCAGAGAAUGCCCGUGAUCAUUACUCUGAUAGGAACCAAGAGGGAACACCAUCUCGUUUAGAGUCUUUCUUCCGGUCACUGCGAAAUGGGCGUCAUGGUCAUCGGUUGAACUUGUGGUCCAGUGAUAACCAACAAAGUGGUGGAUCUAAUGUGUCUGCUGUUCCACAGGGUCUUGAAGAUUUAGUUGUUAGCCAUCUGAGGCGACCAGAACCAGGGAAGCCUUCUGACCAUGAAGCAGCAGCAGUGGAGUCUCAGAGUAAAGGUGAUGCAAACCAAUUUCCAGGAUCAGCUGGGACAACUUCUGAACACCCCACAGAAACCAAUGAGAACGAUGAAAACAGGCAAACAUCUCCUCUAUCUGCGGUGCCAGAUGGUUCUGGAAAUUCUGAUAUGGCACCUGUGGCAAAUGCAGCUACUCAGAGAACAGAUGCAUCCAGCAGACCACCUCAAUCUAUUGAAAUGCAGUUUGAGCAGAAUGAGGUUGUGCGUGAUGUUGAAGCUGUUAGCCAGGAGAGCAGUGAAAGUGGGGCAACUCUAGGGGAGAGUCUUCGAAGUCUUGAUGUUGAAAUUGGAAGUGCAGAUGGCCAUGAUGAUGGUGGGGAUAGGCAUGGUGUGGCAGAUAAUCGGACAAGACGGACCAAUGUAUCAUUUGGAAAUACUGCACCAGUUAGUGGCAGGGAUGCACCACUCACUAGUGUAUCUGAGGUUUCUGAACCUCCAAAUCAAGAAGCAGAACAAACUGGUCCAUCUGAGGAACAGCAAGAAAAUACUGAUACUGAUACUGUGUCUAUUGAUCCUGCAUUUUUAGAGGCACUUCCAGAGGAGUUGAGAGCAGAGGUUCUUUCUGCUCAACAGGGUCAAGUGGCUCAACCUCAAAAUGCUGACGCACAGAACACUGGAGAUAUUGAUCCAGAGUUUUUAGCUGCACUGCCACCAGAUAUCCGGGAAGAAGUUUUGGCUCAGCAACGAGCACAAAGGCUGCAGCAAUCACAGGAGCUAGAAGGGCAACCUGUUGAGAUGGAUACAGUCUCUAUUAUCGCAACAUUCCCUUCUGAUUUACGAGAAGAGGUUCUUUUGACAUCUUCAGAUGCUAUACUUGCAAACCUCACACCUGCACUUGUGGCAGAAGCAAAUUUGUUGCGUGAAAGGUUUGCACGGAGAUACAAUCGAACACUUUUUGGUGUAUAUCCUAGAAGUCGUAGAGGUGAAUCCUCUAGAAGAGGUGAAGGCAUUGAUAGGGCAGGUGGAGCUCGUAGAUCCCUUGGAAACAAGCCUGUGGAGGCAGAUGGGUCACCUUUAGUUGACGUAGAGGAUUUGAAGGCGUUGAUUCGUUUGCUUCGUAUAGUCCAGCCACUUUACAAAGGCCAGCUACAGAGGGUUUUACUGAAUCUCAGUGCACAUGCUGUUACCAGAACUUCUCUAAUAAAAAUCCUUAUGGACUUGUUGAUGCUUGAUGUAAGGAAGCCUGCCAACAGUCUGAAUACUUCUGAGCCUCCUUAUAGGUUGUAUGCCUGCCAAAGUAAUGUCAUGUAUUCUCGCCCACAACAUUUUGACGGCAUCCCACCUCUGGUAUCGCGGCGUGUCUUAGAGACACUUACAUACUUGGCCCGGAAUCAUUCCUUAGUUGCAAAGGCUCUACUGGAGUUUAGAGUCACGCCAUCACUACAAGAAGAAUCCAGGAACCCUGAACAGAGACAAGGAAAGGCUGUGAUGGUUGUUGACUAUGAUGAGCAGCAGCUUGAAGGACAAGUAUCUCUGGCAUUAUUGUUGGGGCUGUUGAAUCACCCACUUUAUUUAAGGAGUGUUGCCCAUUUAGAGCAGCUUUUAAACCUGUUGGAUGUCAUUGUUGAUAAUGUUGAAGGCAAGUCAAAUGCUCCUGAUGAGCCUGCACCAUCUACCACCGAGCAGCCAUCUGCUCCUCAAAAUUCUUCCUCAGAUGCUGAAAUGAAUGAUGAAUCUCGUAUUACGUCAUCAGAAGUUGAUGAACAGUCUAAGCCUUCAUCAUCCACUGAAAGAGAAAAUGAUGCCCAUAGUAUUCUGCUUAAUCUCCCACGAGCAGAGCUCCAACUUCUGUGUUCAUUACUUGCACGAGAAGGCCUGUCAGACAAUGCAUAUGCUUUGGUAGCAGAGGUACUGAAAAAGCUGGUGGCUAUUGUCCCUGUGCAUUGCCAUUUAUUUACUGCUGAACUGGCUAGCUCUAUUCAAAUUCUGACCAAGUCUGCAAUGGAUGAGUUACGCAACUUUGCUGAAGUAGAGAAAGCACUAUUCAGUACUAGUUCCACUGAUGGGGCUGCAAUUCUCAGGGUUCUCCAGGCAUUGACCUCUCUUGUUCCAUCACUUAGUGAAAAGGGCAAGGAUCCUCAAGUUCCUGCUGGGACAGAGCAUGCUGCUGACAUUUCCUUGGUUUCGGAUAUCAAUACUGCUUUAGAGCCUCUUUGGCUUGAGCUCAGUACUUGCAUAAGCAAAAUAGAAAGCUUCUCUGAUACAUCAGCUGAUGUGUCACGAUCUUCAAUUGUUUCCACAUCUAAGGCUUCUGGUGUUAUGCCUCCACUUCCUGCUGGUACUCAGAAUAUCUUACCUUACAUUGAGUCCUUUUUUGUGAUGUGUGAGAAGUUGCAACCUGGUCAAUCAGGUGCAGGAGGUGAUUUUGGUAUUGCUGUUUCUGAUGUUGAAGAUGCCAUUGCUUCUGCUUCCCAGCAGAAAUCUUUAGGACUUGCAAUCAAGUUUGAUGAAAAAAAUGUUGCUUUUGUGAAGUUUGCUGAAAAGCACAGGAAACUUCUGAAUGCUUUCAUUCGCCAAAACCCUGGAUUACUUGAGAAGUCUUUCUCAAUUAUGCUGAAGGUUCCUCGCUUUGUUGAUUUUGACAAUAAAAGAUCUCAUUUUAGAUCUAAGAUUAAACAUCAGCAUGAUCAUCACCACAGUCCCUUGAGAAUUUCUGUGAGACGUGCAUAUAUUCUUGAAGAUUCGUAUAAUCAGUUGCGCAUGAGGUCAACUCAAGAACUGAAAGGGAGGUUAACUGUUCACUUCCAAGGGGAAGAAGGAAUUGAUGCUGGUGGACUUACCAGGGAAUGGUACCAGUUGUUGUCCAGGGUAAUUUUUGACAAAGGAGCAUUAUUAUUUACAACAGUUGGCAAUGAAUCUACAUUUCAGCCAAAUCCCAACUCUGUUUACCAAACUGAGCAUCUCUCAUACUUCAAAUUUGUGGGGCGAGUUGUUGGGAAGGCACUUUUUGAUGGUCAACUUUUGGAUGUUCACUUCACAAGGUCCUUCUACAAGCAUAUUCUUGGGUCUAAAGUGACGUAUCAUGACAUUGAAGCCAUUGAUCCUGAUUACUUUAAAAAUUUGAAAUGGCUGCUUGAGAAUGACAUAAGUGAUGUUUUGGACCUUACAUUCAGCAUCGAUGCUGAUGAAGAGAAGCUGAUACUUUAUGAACGCAAUGAGGUUACUGAUUAUGAACUUAUCCCUGGUGGUCGAAACAUUCGAGUUACUGAGGAAAAUAAGCACCAAUAUGUUGACUUGGUUGCGGAACACCGCUUGACAACUGCCAUCCGUCCUCAGAUAAAUGCAUUCUUGGAAGGGUUCACUGAAUUAAUUCCACGGGAACUGAUAUCAAUCUUUAAUGAUAAGGAAUUGGAACUAUUGAUAAGUGGCCUGCCUGAUAUUGAUUUGGACGACAUGAGAGCAAAUACGGAGUACUCUGGGUAUAGUGCAGCAUCACCUGUUAUACAAUGGUUUUGGGAGGUUGUUCAGGGUUUCAGCAAGGAAGAUAAGGCUCGGUUGCUACAGUUUGUGACUGGUACCUCUAAGGUUCCCCUUGAAGGUUUUAGUGCUCUGCAAGGUAUAUCCGGGUCCCAGAAGUUUCAGAUCCACAAGGCAUAUGGUAGCGCCAAUCACUUGCCUUCGGCACAUACAUGUUUCAACCAGUUGGAUCUGCCAGAGUAUCCUUCUAAGCAGCAUCUAGAGGAGAGGCUACUGCUGGCUAUUCAUGAAGCAAAUGAAGGUUUUGGAUUCGGUUAAGGGGGGGCAGGCAUAGGUUGGGGAGAAGAGUGUAGAUAAAUCUUUCUGCUAAAACUUGUUCGUUUACAGAAAUGUUGCCGAAGGGCAUUUCUAAAUCUUUGAUAUGCUUGUCUAUAUACUUACUGUACAGAUUAUAUUUUUUAUGACAAGUGUUUUUGGGCAGUUUUUAUUUUGCCAAUAAUUCA